AUGACAACUAAUCCAUCUGAAUUCGAUACGAGUAGUAGCGCGCAACAUUCUGUUCCUCUGGGGACUGACUCUGGAAAUUCGGAAGUUCCAGGACUGAGCACCCGCCAACAUCUCGACCUACUGGUUGGAAUGAUCACCGAUGAGUGGAAGAAGACCAUGAGAAAACGGAAAAACACGUCCAAUGACACGGGCAUCACACUUGACACCGACGAGCUGGUUGUCUACAACCCCGAGGAGGACUGUGUGGUCACGUUUCGCGUGGACAAGAUGCCUGAGACGAUACGCCAAAAGGUCGACUGUCUUGAACGCAUGCAGCACAUCGGUCUUGGCUACCUUAAGGCACUUGUGAAGCUGCUCAAGGAGGAACUCGAGAAAUUCUUGUUUGCUAAGAGCUUAGACGAGAGCACUGACGGGGAAGAGACUAGCUUCAUUGACAUGCUCGCCCAGCUUGCCAGGCAUCGGCUCGAGGUAGAAUACGCCGAGCAAAAAGAGUCGGGAUCUGAUCUAAAGGUUGUUUUCCUCGAUGGAUCGGGUCAACUCAAGAAAGAAUACCGUUUUCUCGGCCAUGACACAGACUUUUCAUCCUUCCUCGUCCUAAUGGAGGAUUAUCCCUCUUCUUACGACCAUAAUGUCGAUUGGGCAAAAACCAUGUUCGAGCAUAAAAUACGAGACCUAAAAAAGAUGGGAUGCGAUGGCCAUCCCAGCCUCGUCAAGAUCGAACAGCUCAUUGCCGCGCACAACGCCACGAACUACGACGCCAAUCCCAAAUGGAUGUACUAUACAAGUAACGAACGGAUCUACAACCUCAAGGUGAUUGAGGACGAAAGCGUCUUCAAGAAAAUUGUAGAGAUUGUCAGAGAUCCUGCAAAGGAGAAUCGGCUGGCAUGCAUGAUCAGGGUUGUGGACAAGGAUUUGAUCAAAAUUUGCGGUGAGCUAAGAGCCCUCGAGAAUCAGCAGAAGGAUGGCGUUCACCCCAGCGACCAAGCGGCUUUGCAGCAUACCCAGGACGAGCGGAGUGACCUACGAAGCGAUGGCGAAUAUGCGUCCGAGGGAGACAAACCUGUUGUUGGCGACAUUUCAUUCGACUUUUCCGCGAACACUCUCGGUGUUGGGGUCUUCUGGGUGGAAACUAGCGAUGAUGAUGAUGGAGCCCCUGCGGAGCUAUGA
Molecule: messenger RNA, 1167 nt
Organism: Diaporthe amygdali
Lineage: Eukaryota; Fungi; Ascomycota; Sordariomycetes; Diaporthales; Diaporthaceae
Exons: 3
Coding region: 1-1167 (388 amino acids)
Source: RefSeq, a predicted model, not a curated record